Molecule: messenger RNA, 297 nt
Organism: Gongylonema pulchrum
Lineage: Eukaryota; Metazoa; Nematoda; Chromadorea; Rhabditida; Gongylonematidae
Source: the annotation of a GenBank genome assembly
AUGGGCAAAUGGGGGUCGGGACACUGGCACCGGUCGGCGCCUUCCAGGCCGGGCACUGACCCACUUCUGGAACACGACAGAUUGAACAACGAUGGCCCGUCAACAGAACAUUCCAGCAAUGACAAACCGCGCAGUUCCCGGCCCGAACAGCGGGCCAGACGAACUCCAGUGGCGAUCCAGCAGGAGAGCGGUAACUUGCCGCGGUUUGUGGAGCCCGGCUUUACGAGCUGCGAAAAUCAGUUCUGUUACUUGCGAAGUCCGGACGGACUCCUUCCUGAGCUGACUUCGAAAGAGUGA